CUUUUAGUGGCGGGUAUUGCCUGAAGGCAUGAGUAAUGAGUUGAAGUUGUUUUUUAAGUUCAGUAGAUAAAGCAUCAUUGAUGGGGCCAUUGAGUUGAUAAGUUUCAUACUCUUUCUUCAUUUUUUAAGUGUAAACCAAACUUCUCUGAGGUUUUGAAGUUUGGAGUUUUCAGUUGAGUUUUUUGGUGUGAAUCUGGGAAGUGGUUUAGGAGAAGUGUGAUGGGAAUCUCUCCUUUCCCAGCUAAGAUUUGAGGCACUUCAUAGUUCAUAGUAUCAAAGCUGGUUUGAUUGGUUAGUCAAAAUUCUGAUACAUCACUUUAUUAUUCAAAGGGAAAAGAGAUGGAUAGAAUUCAGGAGGCAGGUGAAAGGAAUAACUCUCAGCGUCCCCCGACUUCGGCAGUUGCUCUAGCAAUCAAGGGUAACAAGAAAAGCAAAUAUGUCGUGCAGUGGGCACUUAAUAAGUUUGUUCCUGAAGGAAUGAUUAUCUUCAAGCUCAUACAUGUCCAUGCUGGUAUAAAAGGCGUUCCAACACCAAUGGGAAAUGUGAUUCCCCUUUCACAAGUGCGCAGUGACAUAGCAACUGCUUACAAACAGGAAGUGGAGAUGCAAACAAAUCAAAUGCUUCUACCCUUUAAGAGAAUGUGUGAGCAGAGAAAGGUGCAUGUAAAUGUUGCAGUGAUUGAAUCCGAUGAUGUGGCAACUGCGGUUGCAGAGGAAGUAGCUAAGGAUGCUAUAACCAAACUUGUCGUUGGAGCUUCGUCUCGAGGCUUAUUUAAAAGUAAACAGAAGGGUAUGUCUGCAAAAAUCUCAGUCUGCACUCCAAGAUUUUGUACAGUUUUUGCUGUUUCAAAAGGAAAAUUGUCCAUUCGGCAAUCAGACAUGCAGUAUGAAGGAAGCAUUAAAGAUGACAUUAGUGAUACCAGUUUUUCCUCCGGCAGCUCAUCAAAUUAUACUUCCACCACUCAGACAGACUCUGGAUCAAUUGGAUCAUAUCCUGGUUUACGUUCCUCGCUGCCAACACAGAGAUUUCAAGCUCUUUCAAGUAUAAAUCAGAGCCUUCUAAGUACAACAACUAGUAUAAAUGAAACUAAUCAUUCUAGAGGCCAAUCUCUUGAUUUUGGAAGAGAAAAUGCUGCUCCAAGUUCUGCUAGAAACUCAGAUACUGAUCGUGCUCUGAGUCGGGUCUCUAGUUGCAGAAGCUUUAUUUCAGAUACUGAAUCUUGGAUUUAUGAACAAAGUUCUUGCAAGGAUGUGUCACUAGCAGAUAAAUUUCCAUCACCAAAUAGGCAGGCAAAUUUUAACCUUGAGCUGGAAAAGUUGAGAAUUGAACUAAGACAUGCCCAAGGAAUGCAUGCUGUAGCUCAAAGUGAGAACAUUGAUGCAUCAAGAAAGCUUAAUGAACUCAGCAAAAGAAGAUCCGAAGAAUCCAUGAAAAUGAAAGAGAUUAUUUCUAAGGAGGAGGUGGCCGAGGAGUUAGCAAGAUACGAAAUAGACAAAUAUGAUGCUGCAGUAAGAGAAUCUGCUUAUUUGAAAGAAUGUGCUGAAAGAGAAGCUGCAGAAAGAAAAGAAACGGAGUUGAAAGCUAUACGUGCUGCCAAAGAGAAAGAUAAGCUGGAGGGUGCUCUAAGUGGUUCUGUUCUCCAGUACCGAAAGUUUACCUGGGACGAAAUAGUUUCAGCUACUUCAUCUUUUUCUGAAGAUCUGAAAAUUGGAAUGGGAGCAUAUGGAGUGGUGUAUAAGUGUACUUUGUAUCAUACAACUGUUGCUGUUAAAGUUCUCCACCCUAAUGGAAACCGCCAAAGUAAGCAAUUCCAGCAGGAGCUGGAGAUAUUGAGCAGAAUUCGUCAUCCAAACUUGCUUCUUCUUCUUGGUGCAUGUCCUGAUCAUGGAUGCCUUGUGUAUGAAUAUAUGGAGAAUGGUAGCUUGGAGGACAGACUACUCCAAAAGAACAGUACUAUCCCAAUCCCAUGGUUUGAGAGGUUUCGAAUAGCUUGGGAAGUUGCAUCAGCUCUUGCCUUUCUUCACAGCACAGAACCAGAACCUAUCAUCCAUCGUGACAUGAAACCGGCAAACAUCUUGCUCGGUCGGAACCUUGUCAGUAAGAUUGGUGACAUAGGCCUUUCUACAGUCCUCAGUUCAGAUAGUUUAUCUACCAUGUAUAAGGACUCAGAGCCUGUUGGGACACUCUGCUACAUCGAUCCUGAGUAUCAAAGGACUGGAUUAAUAUCCCCAAAGUCUGAUGUUUAUGCUUUUGGAAUAGUGAUCUUACAGUUAUUGACAGCAAAAUCAGCAAUGGCAGUUACUCAUGUGGUUGAAACAGCUAUUAAUGAUGGGAAAUUAACAAAUGUGUUGGAUCCAAAGGCAGGGUCAUGGCCAUUUCAAGAGACACUAGAAUUAGCUCGGUUAGGACUGAGCUGUGCAGAGCUUCGGCGUAGAGACCGGCCCGAUUUAAAAGAUCAGGUGCUUCCAACCCUGGAGAGAUUGAAAGAAGUUGCUGCUAGAGCUCAACAUUCUUCUUCAAUUGUUACUAUUAAAUCCAGACCUCCUAAUCACUUUAUCUGUCCAAUACUUCAGGAUGUGAUGGAUGAUCCUUGCGUUGCAGCGGAUGGAUAUACGUAUGAUCGCAAAGCAAUUGAAAAGUGGCUUCAAGAGAAUGAUAAUUCACCAAUGACAAAUAUGGCUUUGCCUCAUAAGAAUCUAAUUCCUAAUUACGCACUUGUGUCAGCAAUUUUGGAGUGGAAGUCCAGUGAAAUAUGAUAUCAGCAAAGUACCUUUAUCAGUGCAGAUGUUGAGUCCAAUGACACCUCUAAUGUAGCUUGGCUUAGAAGUUCAGCGUGUAUGACAUGCGACAGUGUCUAGGAUGAAGAUUUUGUUCAUACCAUCCUGGCCUACUAUUUGGUUAAUUUAGGAUGAUUGAUUAUCAUAGAGGUUUUGAUUCACUCACGUUCUCUUUCAUCUCAUUUUCAUACAUUUUUUCUUCUUAUCUUCUGUUUUUUCCUAUCAGAUCACACAUUCAUCUCUCAUUUAUCUUAUAUUCUUAUCUCUCUCUCUAGGUAUAUAUGUAUUUGGAGUGUGAACCAAUUUUUUCCAUUUUCAAGUGUAAAUAUAUUUGAUUCGAUUGUUGGAUCCUGUAUGCACUAAAUAUGUCAAAUUUGGUUAUUAUUUCAAGGAAGUCUCCAGCAGCUUCUUGUA
This is a messenger RNA of Lotus japonicus, 3192 nucleotides long. Its product is annotated as U-box domain-containing protein 35. The coding region runs from base 340 to 2757 and encodes 805 amino acids. Gene Ontology annotation, molecular function: ubiquitin-protein transferase activity; protein kinase activity; ATP binding. The transcript is spliced from 10 exons. The record is from RefSeq and is a predicted model, not a curated record. Lineage: Eukaryota; Viridiplantae; Streptophyta; Magnoliopsida; Fabales; Fabaceae. Gene Ontology annotation, biological process: protein phosphorylation; protein ubiquitination.